This is a messenger RNA of Helianthus annuus (common sunflower), 1440 nucleotides long. RefSeq names its product TVP38/TMEM64 family membrane protein slr0305. The transcript is spliced from 4 exons. Lineage: Eukaryota; Viridiplantae; Streptophyta; Magnoliopsida; Asterales; Asteraceae. The coding region runs from base 337 to 1212 and encodes 291 amino acids. The record is from RefSeq and is a predicted model, not a curated record.
AAAAAUAACAAUAAACAAAAUAAAUACAAUUAAAUAACAAUAAACAAAUAAAUACAAUUUAAUUAUAGAAUUUGGUUGGUGAAUUAUUAUACAACUAGACGUUGCAUAAUUAAAUAUUCAAACCCUAUAUAACAUCAUCACACACUUUAUCUUGCCCUUGCAGUCACUCUACCUCUCACAAUUGUUUCCAAUUUCAUACCUUUAUCUUGCCCUUACUCUUCAAUUUCUUCUUUGAUCCAAUCCCUCAAACCCCUUCAAAAAUCCCAUUUUAAUUCCACCUUGAUCCCACUAAAUUCUGCUCAAUUCACGUGAUUUUGAUCACCAUUAGUUGUUAUUAUGACUUAUAAGGAGAACAGUGAUGUUGUUACGUUGAUAAAGAUCGCAAUUGAAGAACCCAGAGAUGAUUACGUGGCAUUGACCGAAACAGAGGAGUUGGGUGGUGGUUGUUGCGGCGGCGGUGGUGGUGGUUGUGGUGGGUUUUGGUGGUGGAUAAAGCUUGUGGUUGUGAUUAUCUUUGUGGGUUUUUGUGGGGUUUGUUUCUUUUUAUGGAUUGGACCUUUUUUGAUGAAUAAGGGGAUUAUUCCAGUAUUGAAUUGGGAAACAGAGACUUUUAGCAAACCACUGUUGACAGUUUUGGUAUUUGGUUCAGUGGCUUUGUUUCCAACAGUGUUUAUACCGUCUACUCCGUCGAUGUGGGUGGCCGGAAUGAGCUUCGGGUAUGGUUUCGGGUUCCUUCUGAUCAUCGGUGGAGUGACGAUCGGUGCUUCACUUCCUUAUUUUAUUGGGUCUCUCUUUUACCACAAGAUUCAAGGGUGGUUAGAAAGGUACCCGAAGAAGGCUUCAUUCUUGAAGUUAGCAGGUGAGGGAAACUGGUUUAACCAAUUUAGAGCGGUCGCCUUAUUGCGAAUAUCACCCUUCCCAUAUAUGGUCUACAAUUACAUUGCCGUAGCAACUGAUGUUAAAUUCGGUCCCUAUUUGUUGGGAACAUUAUUGGGAAUGGUGCCUGAGAUCUUCGUUGCAAUAUGCACGGGUAUAAUGAUCCGGACAUUGGCGGACGCUUCAGAUGAUCAACAGACGCUUUCCGUGCCACAGAUUAUUUGUACGGUUUUUGGGUUUGUGUUAACUGUUGUAACCACUGUGGUGGUUACGGUUUACUCUAAAAGACGGUUGAGUGACUUGCAGAAGGAUGAAGAACAGCUACUGCUGCAGUAAGAUGAUGAAGACAAACACAAAAACUAACAAAAUAAAGUGUUUUUUUUUUAUAAAUUAUUUGUACAUAAGUGUUGAACCAUAUCUUUGUUUUGUUUCUUGUUCCAAUUAUAAGUUUAUACCCUCUGGUAAGUUGUAUAUAAUUGAAAUAAUUCUUCCAUUUGUUAUCUUUUUCGGGUUUUUGAUGACCGAAAGAGGGAUGUAAUUACAUGUUUUUAGUCUUGGAAAUAA